GCCAGACCCAUUCUCUGAUUGCUCCAAACUGUAGCUGUCUUAUUAAGACAUUCUGGAAGGAACUGAGGAAUUUCUACAUACAUUUUGGAAACAGUGACUUCUAGGAGUUCCCAGAGAUCCUCUCACAUGCAUAUGAAGGACCAUAUGAACUUGUAUUUUUGCGACAGCUUCCUCAUCAAGGUGCCUGGCAACCACCCUGCUGCAGGUCUCAGGCAAAAUGAGUGAAACUCCUUCCACGAGUUUUUCCAUGAUUUAUCCGACUUCUUCUGAAGGUCAACUUCCUUCUUCUCGCCAUUUGAGCAUCACUCAUCCUGUUGUAGCCAAAAGGAUCAGCUUUUACAAGAGCGGAGACCCACAAUUUGGUGGAGUCAGGGUGGUGGUCAACCCUCGUUCCUUUAAGACAUUUGAUGCUUUGCUGGAUAAUUUGUCAAGAAAGGUGCCACUACCUUUCGGGGUGAGGAACAUCAGCACCCCUCGAGGAAGGCACAGCAUCACUAGCCUGGAGGACCUGGAGGAUGGUGAGUCUUACCUUUGCUCUCAUGGCAGGAAGGUACAGCCGGUGGACUUGGACAAAGCCCGCCGGCGCCGGCGGCCCUGGCACAGCAGCCUGGCCAUCACUGCGCACGCGCACCACUCCCCCGCCCCCGCCGCCGCUCCCGGAAUGCUGCGCGCCCCACGGAGGCUCGUGGUCUUCCGGAAUGGGGACCCGAAGACUCGGCGUGUGGUCGUUCUCACCAAGAGGGUCACCCAGAGCUUCGAGGCCUUUCUCCGGCACCUCACAGAGGUCAUGCAGCGCCCGGUUACCAGGCUGUACGCCACGGAUGGAAGGAAGGUUCCUAGUCUCCAGGCCGUGAUCCUGAGUUCUGGAGCUGUGGUGGCAGCGGGAAGGGAGCCAUUUAAACCAGGAAAUUAUGACAUCCAGAAGUACUUGCUUCCUGCUAGAUUACCAGGGAUCUCUCAUCGUGUGCACCCCAAGGGAAAUGCUAGGUCAGAAAGCAGAAAGAGUGGUAACUGGAAAGUUUCCAUAAUCACCAGUGACUUGCCAAAUGCAGGGACCAGCUCACAGAUUUAUAUUAUACUAUAUGGACAACAUAGAAGUUCAGCCCCCAUAUAUCUUUAUGGAACAGAUGGAGCUCGAUUUCAGGAUGGCUGUGAAGACAUCUUUACUAUCACAGUUGGAGACAUUGGAACACUCUUUAAGAUUCGUAUUGGUCAUACCAACUCUGGACUCUCCCCUUCCUGGCACUGUAAAGAGAUACAAUUGUGGAACAUGAAUUCUAGGAAACAGUUUUACAUACCUGUUCAACGAUGGUUGGCACGAGAUCAAGAGGAUGGGGAAAUCUGUCGAGAAUUUCCUGUUUUAAACAAAGGACAACCCAUCUUUCCAGUGACAAUAUAUGAAGUACACGUGGCAACGGGUGAGCUUUGGAAUGCUGGAACAGUAGCAAAUGUCUACAUGUCUAUCUAUGGGGAAAAGGGAGAUACAGGAUCCAGACAACUAUUUAGAUCGAAGACCUCCUUCAGUUUUUUAAGAGGACAAACUGACACCUUCUCCUUGGAAGCUGUGCACCUUGGGGAUUUGUACAAGAUUGUCAUAGGCCAUGAUGGGCUUGGCCCUGGAAAUGGAUGGUUUCUUGAAGAUGUUGUAGUCAAGGAUCCCACAACAAACCGUGAAUACGCCUUCUUUUGUCACAGAUGGCUGGAUCAAGGGGAAGAUGACGGUAAAAUUGUCAGAGAACUGUAUGCCAGGGACUACAAUAUCAUCUCUGCAAGGCAGAAGCUAGAAUUUAAUAGAAAAGAAACAUGGGCUGCAGAAAGCUGGAAGUUUAUGAAAGGAAACACUCUUCAAUUCUACAACAGGCUUACUGGAGGAUUUGUCCGUCUGCAUCCAAAUGGCACAGUUGACGCAGUUGGAAAGAAGACAGACAAAUAUGGUCUCUUUGAUGUUAUUUUCAACAAAGAAAAUAUAUGCAUUUUCCAAAGUCAUAAAAUUAGACAUCUUUCUCUUGCUCUUGACAAUGGCUCUGUUGCUGGAAUGGCUAGUGGUGGAGCCUCCACUAAGCUGCGGGUGCUUUAUCAGCCCAACCGCUGUGCACUUCUUGAGUCAGCACUGGUUCCUGGUCACACAGUUAUUUUUGAUCAUCAUGGCAAAAUAGCUAAUGAAUCAUCAGCAGGCUAUGCAAACCUUUCAAAAGAAUUUGUGGUUUUUGUCAAGGGUAUGUUCCUCAACAGUGCUGUGGUUCUACUUGCUACAAGUCUAUGCCAGGCCCUGUGUAUCCAGCCCGAUGGAAGCUGCACUGGAGUGGGGAACCAGUCUGAAAAAUCCUACUGGAAAGUACAUAAAAUCAGCUCUGGGAUUUGCAUGUUUGAAAGUGUGAAAAAUGCACAGAUGUAUCUGAGGAUUAAGGAUGGCCAGUGUGAUGGAACAGGUACAGGAGAUAUUGACUGUCAUUUUAAAAUUAAGAAGAACUUGGAAAAUGCAUCUAUAAGCCUGGAAUCUGUGAAGAACCCAGGAUUGUUUGUUGGACUUCAGUCAGAUGGACAGGCAAAACCAGUUAUUUAUACCAAGAAUGGAAGUGUUUUCUUCUAUCCACAAGUCAUCAAAUUUGGCAGAGAAGACCCAACGGGUAUAUCUGCAACACCCAGUAAAGAAGAGGAGAAGAUCCGUGGGUCAAAAAAACGGCAAGAAACACCCCCAGAAUCUGAGGCCAGAGGUCCCUUACUUUCUUCAACUGCAAAAGAGAUCAGUGAGACUCUUCUGUCAGAAGAUGAAUGGAAGGUGUUAGUGCUGACAGGAAAUACAGGGACUCAAGCCAAUGUCACACUAUGGGUAUAUGGAGAUGAAGGAGUCACUGGACCAAUAAGUCUUAGCAAGGACAGCUCAGAGCAGCUCUUCCUUCCAAGACAGGAGGAUGAGUUUCAGAUUGAAAUAAGGAACAUUGGAAUAAUAUAUAAGAUAAGGAUUGGACAUGAUGGAACUAGCGAGCAACCUGAGUGGAACUUACAGAGGGUCACCAUGCAACAUAUAAAGAGCAAGAAGACCCUAGAUUUUGCAGUAAAUGUGUGGUUAUCUCGAAUCCAAGGAGAUGGGGACCUUGUCUGUGAGCUUCCUGUAGUAGAAGGAGGACAAGCUAUUUUUCCAUUAGUGAGAUACCAUGUUGAUGUUCAUACUGGACAAUUGAAGCAAGCAGAAACGGAGUCUGAAGUUUCCCUAUGUCUCUUUGGGGAGAGGGGAGACUCUGGUCUUAGACUGCUGUACAAAUCUAACAUGCCAGUAAAAUUUCAAAGAGGACAGAUUGAUACAUUUCAAGUAGAAGCAGUGUCGCUUGGAAAACUGCAGAAGGUGCUGUUGCGCUGCGAGGCCAGUGACAAGUCACAGUACUGGUAUUGUGAAAAGGUUGUGGUCAGAGAAUCUGGUACUACAUCUGAGUCCACCUUCACCUGUGAAAGAUGGCUUCCCUUUAUGUCUCAGGGAAUAAUUCAUUCAGAAAUCGAACUUUUUCUUCAAGAAAUGCAAAUAAAUCAUCAACCUAAAAUACAAGAGGGAGCAAAUGAAGGAGAUUGGAAGGUGACUGUUAUCACUGGGGAUCUUGAAGAUGCCGGCACCACGGCAACAGUAUCCCUUUCUGUCUAUGGAGAAACAAGAUGUUCAGGUCCUAUUAUUUUGGGAUCUGGGAAACACCAACUGUUUAACUCCAACAGUGCAGAUAUAUUCAAGAUUAAUCUUAAAGAUAUUGGUGAAAUCUAUAAAAUACGUAUUGGACAUGACAACAGAGGAAAGGAUCCCAGGUGGUAUCUGGAAGAAAUUAGACUUGAAAAUAUAGCCACACGUGAGCUGUUUUGUCUAACUGUUGAUUCCUGGAUAGCUGAGAAUGAAAAUGGUGGAGAUACAUGGAAAGAAAUGCCUGUCGUGAGAACUAAUAAAGCACCUUUGCCAGUGGUGGCUUAUGAGAUCUACGUAUACACUGGCAGGAAGCCUGGUGCAGAGACAGAAUCUAACGUAUUUAUCAACCUCAUUGGCACCAGAGGAGAUUCGGGGAAUCGAAGACUUCAUCAAUCCAAAAAUAACAAAGUCAAGUUCCAGCGUGGACAGGUUGAUAUUUUUUCCAUCGAGGCGGUGUCUCUUGGAAAAUUGAAGAAAGUUCUGAUUAGUCACAAUGGGAUAGGUCCAGGUAAUGGAUGGUUUCUUGAGAGUAUUGUUGUUAAAUCCGAAGAGGAAGAUGGCAAUCAAGAGGUGCUGUUUCCGUGCAACAGCAGAUGGCUAGAUGAGUACCAAGAUGACGGCAAGACGGAGAGGGAACUGCUGGCAGAGAGAAGCUUCAGUGCAGCAGGAGACACUGGAUCUGUGGCCUCCUGAAGGGGCCCACUGGGUCUGUGUCUCCACUGAGCCUUCCAAGGCAGUUGAUCUGAUCGUGAUAGUGUGCUUACCCUUUCCUUGUCCUGGAGCCCACACUCGGGGAGGAUCAGUUUGUGCUGGACACAUUCAUUGCUUUUGAGAAGCAUCAGCCAACAACUGACCAAGAUCAACCUUUGAUGACUGGGGAGCACAUAUUGUUUCUUCUUUCAGAAACUCUUACACCUGCUAAGUUCACUGAAAUUUUAGGUAGCCUUAGUAGAAUAUAGUCAAAGAGCUACAUAGUAACAUUUGAUUAAUAUAAAAAUACUUUUAUAAAACAUAUGUUAAUUUUAAGGUGGAAAUCUUAUUCUUGGAUAAUGGUAUGUCUCUCUUAGAUUGGUGGUAAUAUAAAGAAGAAAAGGUGAAAAAAAAUGAUUGGAUUGAAUUGUGUUCCCACUCUACUUCACACUGGUCCUUGUUGACUCAGUUUUUGGGGAGCUGGUCACUGAGGCUGCAGUGGACAACAGCAAGGCAUUGUACAGGGAACACAUGUCGAAGGGACAUCUUCCAUCUAUGAGUCACUUUCCUUGGUUAGGCUCAAAAACUUACCAACUUGAUGCCACAGGCUGCUUGUUCCAAUCCUUCAAAGUGGCACAUGAGAUAAAACACACUUGCCAGCCUAGGUGAGGCAUGGCAUGACUUUGACAGUAAAGAGACCUGUUUGAAUCGCGAUUCUGCCACCCUGAGGUAAACACUAAAAUCAUCCAUAUUUUGCAGAUGAGGAAACCAAGAGUAGGAAAGGCUCACCUCAGCUCUUCUCCCUUCUUCCUCUUGCCCAAGCUUACCUACUGCCUUCCUCUACACGGUUUUAGGUACCCUGUGAAAUCACACAAAUGGUUCCAAAUCCUGCACACCACCUUCACGGUUCUUGUCAUACGCAGGUACCACCUGUACCAUUGUAUACUUAACGUUUUUUUCUUUAAAUUAACUUUAAAUUGGGCUAUUUGCAGAUGGAAGGAACUUAGCCUUGUCCUAAAUUAUAUUCAUAAUAUCGAUGAAGUCAGUAAUGUCAUUACAUUUUUUCCUAAAACGCAUUAAAAUGAAUCUAUACCUAACAAAAAUUUUAGUUAGUCUACGUGCUACCUAAAAUUGUCGUAUAAACAUCCAGUGGGCUUGGCAUAUAGUGAUCAGUAAACAAUGUUUCAAUAAAUAGAACCAUGUUAUCAUGGUUUACCUUUUACCAAUCCAUGGCUAAGGACUAAUCCAGUCCUUAGAAAUGGUACAUUUUACCGCUGAGUCUGAAAACACCUCAAGAAUAGAGCUUCAGAGAAUUGAAGUUGAAAACAGUUUUUGCUAAAGUGGUCAACAGACAACGUUAGGGGUAAGAAUAACCAGUAUAUUUCCUGCAGGCUGUGGGAAAUCAUGAUGAACCACCUCUAACCCUUCACGAUGCUCAUUGCAUAGUGCCCGGCACAAAGCAGAUGCUGAAUAAACACACUCAUUUACUAAGUGGAAGUUUGUUAAGCACCUUCUGUGUGCCUGACACAAAGUCAGGCACUGAAGGCAAACUGGCAAACAGCACAGUUAUUUCCCUGCCUUCAGAGGGGCUUCUGCCGCAGCGGGGAACUGAGUGGAUAAUGCCCUAUUGAACACAGACCAAGGCCACUCACUGCUGAAUUGCAAGCUCUCUGGAGGUAAAGAUCACCUGGGCUCCUCUGUAUUUUUAGUUCUUGGCAUGUCGCCUGGCUCAUAGUAAGUGCUUUGUGUCUAUUAAUGCAUGAAUCAUCCCGGCCUUAAAAUGCAAUACGCCUUGUAAAUGAUUCCAAUAUUAAAUUAUACCUGAUUCAGCUCACAUUUGUAUGGAAUAAGUACUCACAAAUAAUUACGCUCAAUUCCUCUAUUUCUACAAAUUUUCCUACAACAACAUGUUUCAAUUCUGAACAUCAUCCUGCUCCUUUCCCCCACCACACAAGUUGGAGUUGAAUGUGUCCUGGUUCUUUCCAGCAACAUAUUUACAAUCCUUCCCAUGAGUGGGGAGGUGGUGUCAACACUGAGUUGAUCCAUUUUGUGUUGAUUCUUGUUUAUUUUGUUGUCGUAGUACUCAUUUUCUUAGACAUUGACUGGAUUCUGGGACAAUCUCAGUCUAACUCCUUUAUAUAAUGGCUAUGACCUGAAAAUUGGAAAAAGAACAGAGAAGCCAUAUCUAUUUCUGGAUUUGCUCAGAAGGUGAAAAUUGUUAACAGCGUACACAAUACAAAGAAGGCAAACAGAUUCUUAAAGUAAAGCCUGGGUGGAAAGAAGUAUCUUUCUUGUGGAGAGAAUGAUGGAAACUCCUAAUCCAGAAGGCUACCAUGUGUAUCCCUUGGCAAUGCUGAGGAAUGGGAGACAAGUGCACAUACAAGGGCCAAAACAGAAUGUGGCUCAUUUCUGACACACAGUUGUCUGGCACAAUCCUGGCAUCUCCUCCCGUUUUCUUGUAUCUUGGGUGAGGUCAAGAGGAAAUGAAGAGCACUUUGAUCUGAUGGGAUAAAUCCUUUAUUUUAAGUAGCAAAUUAGAGUAAUGGUGCAAUGAUGAUGUUGAUGGCCUUCAGGUUCGAAUGUGUUUCAUAUAAACCUCUCAAGCAGACCUGGGUAGAUAUUUAAGUGAUGCAUUUGUUAUAUCAAAGGAUGAUGAAACUUCUUUGUGACUCUAGGUAAUACAGUAUCUUGGAGAGCCAAGCUCAUUAUUCUUUGGUAGAGAGAGAGGCAUUCCAGAAAGCCCACCAGAGUUGAGUUCAUCCUACAGUUAUCAGGGCUGAUAAUACUUCUGAAUAGUUACAUUUUAAAUUACUUUUAGAAGCAAAGAAACACUGCAAAGUAGACCCUUCUUCAUGCUGAUGGUUUUUAAAUGGAGGUUAAUUUUAAUUCUUUCAGGCAGUGGAAUAGAGCAUACUAUGCAAAGGCCUUCGAGUUUAGAAAUUCAUCUUGAUUCUCUACCACAGAAAGUCUGAAGUUCUAGAAAUAGACUUCCUUGGGCUAUUUCCAUGCAUCUAUGACAACAACUGGAGAAUACCAAUUAAAUUUAUUACUAAGUUUAUAAAUAUGCACAAACAUGAUUAUAAGGCCAACAUUAAUAAUUGCAAGGUCAGCCAUAUCAAUUGAUUGAAAUGUUGCAAACACAUCAUUCUCUAGGCCUUUACCCAUGUGGUUUUGUUUGCUUGGAAGGUUCCUUCCCCUAUUGCCUGCAAAAACGCCUCUUGUUUUCUAAGACGAAGCUUGGUGUUCUCAGCAUCAGUCAAAAUCAAGUCAUCCCAUCAUUUAUGUUUCUGUAUCACUCCGUCCUUCCUCCCUAAUAGUAAUUAUCAUUUCCAUAGUGGGCAUGUGUCUUAAUUUACAAACUCAGAAGUGUGACAAAUACUAUACUUUUCAUUUUCUAUACAUCAACUUAAUGUCUGGCUCCAAGUCUGGAAGAAAAUUCCCCCAUAAGCAUAAUCAUGGCACGUCUUCCUUCCUGAGGGACAACAGAAUCCUACAGGCUUAUGCUCUGUUUGGAAAGGAAGGAAAACGCUUCUCCUCGCCAGUGUAUCGUUGUCCCUGCUGAAGUAUGUCCUCUCUCUACUUCUGAGCCACUCUGAAAUGCUGCUUUUUUUGGCAAAGUUGGAAACCUGACUACCUUGUAUCCCUCCUUUUGGCCUUCUCCUGGGAAGUUUGCAUCUCCUCAGGGUCUCUCCUUACACAAAGAUGGCAAAUGUCACAGGGAUCCCACUGCUCUGGGGCCCACAGACUUUCUUUCUGGUAAAAGAAAAUCUCUCUCGUUACACUGUUGAUUCUGAAAGCCCUUCUCUUUCUCCUACUACAUCAGCAGGACCAGCAUAAGCUCUUUUGUACAUUUUGGCUUUUAUAGAAGACGAGACUUUGUUCCCAAUAUGAACAUGACGAUGGCAGAAAAAAGAAUCUCUCCCCUCUGUUCUUACUCAAAUUAACAAAGAGAAUGAAAUGUAUGAUCUCCAAGUGCAGUGAGAGCAUGAGGUAGUGAAAAUCUCCCAGAUACAGAUAUAGCCUGCCAAAAGUAGAUAAAACAGAAGCUUGAGGGACGAGGCAGUGGGAAAUCUCAGAAAGUGCCAACAAAAAUCCACUUACAAAGAGUGCAUACCUUACCAGGAAGUAAGAAAGCUACAUUUUUUAUUUAUAGCAGCUGGAGCGGGCACCUACCUCGAGCCUGGCAGACAAAGAGGAGGGUUGAGAUGAGGCAGAAGCUGUGUAGAGGAAGGUUGGGUAGGGAUUGUCCCUUUUGUUAAGCCUGAAAGCAUCCACACAAAUAAUUUGCUGAAGAAAAUGGAUGGCGAACAGUAAAAUCAAAGCCAAGCCCUAAAUAAAAGUAAAGAAGCCUUAAUGAGUAUCAACAGAAAUCACAUAAAGCAGAUGUAGAGCUACAAAGCCUUUGGAUAUUGGAAUUGUCAACACAGAUUAUAAAAACAUCUACAGUAUUGUAUUCAAAAAAACAAGCAACAGGUUGGAAAAUAUCUGCUCGAGUGGAGAACUAUAAAAUUAAUCUAACAUAUUGAAAAACCCAACCAAAUAGAACCUUUAGAAAUUAAAAAAUACAAUGCUUAAAAUUUAAAUGUAGGUGUGUGGGUUUAACAGCAAAUUGGGCUCAGUUGAAAAGAGAAUGUGUUAACUGGAUUAUAGGUCAGAGGAAAUUUUCUAGAAUGUAGCAGAGAAAGACAAAGAGAUGAUAUGUAUGAAUGAGAGGUUAAGAGACUUUGAGAAUAAAAUAAAUUCUAAUACGUCUAAUCAAAUUUCUAGAGAGAAAAAAAUAUCAUAGAGACAACUUUUGAAGAGAUAAUGGUUGAGAAUUUUCCAGAAGAGUUGAAAGAUAGCAUUUCACAGAUACCUCAAUUUCCAGAGAACUGAUAAAUCUUAAACAGGAUACUUUAAAAGAAAUCCAUAUCUUAGCACCAACAUAGUAAAAACUGUCUAGUACCAAAACCAAAAAGAACAUUUAACAAGCAGCCUGGGAGAAAAGUUAGUUUACCUUCAAAGAAACAGAACGUAAACUCACGGUUGGCGUCUCAAGAGCAACAAAGCAAAGCAGACAAUUGAGUGAUAGCUUCAGAAUUCUGAAAAAUUAUAACAAUAAUCUAAAAUUCUCCAGUGAGGAAAAAUACAUUUCUAGAAUGAGGCCAAAAUGAAGAUAUUUGCAAACAUAAGAUACUUC
This is a messenger RNA of Equus quagga, 9533 nucleotides long. It is a transcript of the gene RP1, whose product is annotated as RP1 axonemal microtubule associated. The transcript has 31 exons. Gene Ontology annotation, molecular function: protein binding. The record is from RefSeq and is a predicted model, not a curated record. Lineage: Eukaryota; Metazoa; Chordata; Mammalia; Perissodactyla; Equidae. Bases 218 to 4357 code for a protein of 1379 amino acids. Gene Ontology annotation, biological process: intracellular signal transduction.